Molecule: messenger RNA, 1520 nt
Organism: Photinus pyralis (common eastern firefly)
Lineage: Eukaryota; Metazoa; Arthropoda; Insecta; Coleoptera; Lampyridae
Product: tubulin alpha-1 chain-like
Exons: 2
Coding region: 109-1461 (450 amino acids)
Biological process (GO): mitotic cell cycle; microtubule cytoskeleton organization
Cellular component (GO): cytoplasm; microtubule
Molecular function (GO): structural constituent of cytoskeleton; GTP binding
Source: RefSeq, a predicted model, not a curated record
UAAACCAAGGCACAAGUGUAAGCCCCGUUCACACUUAGUAACCUUUCAUCUGUCAUUUUGAAAGUUGCACUGCAACAUUAAAAUUUUAGUAGGUUAUCGCUUACCAUAAUGAGAGAAGUUGUUUCGGUUCAUAUAGGCCAAGCAGGAGUGCAGAUUGGCAAUGCUUGUUGGGAGUUAUACUGCCUCGAACACGGAAUUCACCCAAACGGCCAAAUGCCUCCCGGUCAGCGCAUACGGGGCAGGGACAAUAGCUUCGGUACCUUCUUCCUCGAAACCGGCGCGGGCAAAUACGUUCCCCGGACCGUAUACUUUGACCUGGAGCCUACCGUCAUCGACGAAGUACGAGUGGGAACCUAUCAAAACCUCUUCCACCCAAAGCAGCUAAUUACCGGAAAAGAGGACGCGUCCAAUAACUACGCUCGCGGUCAUUACACGCUUGGGAACGAAAUAAUCGACCUUCUGCUCGACAGGUUACGAUUAUUAUCGGAGCAAUGCGACGGUCUUCAAGGUUUCAUAGUCUUCCAUUCAUUUGGCGGAGGUACCGGAUCGGGAUUCACCUCGCUCCUAAUGGAACGCCUCACGAUGGAAUACGGUAAAAAAUCUAAAUUGGAACUGGCCAUUUAUCCCGCCCCGCGGAUAUCGACGGCGGUUGUGGAACCUUACAACUCCAUACUCACGACCCACACCACGUUAGAACAUUCCGAUUGCGCGUUCAUGCUGGACAACGAGGCGAUCUACGACAUUUGCAGGAGAAACUUGGAUAUCGUGCGUCCCACCUACGUCAAUUUGAACAGGCUAAUCGGGCAGGUUUUGUCGUCGAUAACGGCAUCUUUGCGCUUUCAGGGGGCGCUCAAUGUAGACCUUGCCGAAUUUCAGACCAAUUUAGUGCCGUAUCCACGAAUACACUUUCCUUUGGUGACAUACGCGCCAGUGAUCAAUACGAACAAAGCCUACCACGAACAAUUGAGCGUUAACGAAAUUACCAGCUCGUGCUUCGAGCCGAAAAAUCAAAUGGUCAAGUGCGAUCCAAGAUACGGAAAGUAUAUGGCGUGCUGCUUGCUUUACAGAGGCGACGUCGUCCCAAAAGACGUCAACGCCGCCAUAGGCAGUAUAAGAAAUAAAAGACACGUUAAUUUCGUCGACUGGUGUCCGACUGGUUUCAAAGUCGGUAUAAACUACCAGCCACCAACGACGAUACCGGGCGGGGAUUUGGCGAAAGUGAGUAGGGCCGUUUGCAUGUUAUCAAACACCACGGCAAUUUCCAAAGCGUGGAUGCGCCUCGAUGAGAAGUUUGAUUUGAUGUUUGCAAAGCGUGCGUUUGUUCACUGGUUUGUCAGCGAGGGGAUGGAAGAACAGGAGUUUAUUGAAGCCCGGGAAGAUUCCGCCGCAUUAGAGCAAGAUUAUAAUGAGGUUGGUUAUGAUACUGGGGUCUGCCAUUGUGGCCCAGAAUAUGAGUGUUAACGUCUUAUCGGUUUAUGUUAAUUCUUUGGUCGUCUUAAUAAAGUGUCUCGGCACCCUAA